AUGCAGUUCAAGCUCGGUAGUCUGGCCGCCGUGCUGGCCUUGAGCUCUACAGCCUCCGCCGCCUUCAACCGCGCGGCCAUCAAUGCCUUCAACAUCGAGCACCCCAAGCGGUACGACCGCAUGAGCAAGCCGGUCGUGCCAGAAAGGCGUCUCGAGAAGCGGCAGUCGCGGUUCCUGAACAACAACACGCAGAAGUUCGUGGUGGACGGCACCAAGAUCCCAGAUGUCGAUUUCGACAUCGGCGAGUCCUAUGCGGGUCUGCUACCCAUCUCGCAGUCGCCGGACGAGGAGAGACAGCUGUACUUCUGGUUCUUCCCGACCACGAACCCGGCGGCGGGCGAGGAGCUCGUUAUCUGGUUCAAUGGUGGUCCGGGAUGCUCCUCGCUGAGUGGUCUCUUGACUGAGAACGGCCCCUUCCUCUGGCAAGAAGGCACUUUGGCUCCGGUACCGAAUUCGUACAGUUGGUCGAACCUCACAAACAUGAUCUGGGUCGAGCAGCCCGUCGGCGUUGGCUAUAGUCAAGGCACGCCAAACAUCACCAACGAAGUCGAGCUCGGCCAGGAAUUCGCGGGCUUCUGGCGCAACUUCAUCACCGCCUUUGGUCUGCAAGGGUGGACGACCUACAUCACCGGCGAGUCGUACGGCGGCUACUACGUCCCCUACGUGGCGGACGCCUUCAUCACGGCCAACGACAGCACAUACUGGAAACUGGGCGGCGUAGCCAUCAACGACCCGAUCAUCGGCGACGGCACCCUGCAAGAACAAGCCGUCAUCUACCCCUUCGUCGAAUACUGGAGCAACCUCUUCUACCUCAACGACUCGUACAUGGACGCCCUCCGCUGGACGCACGAGUACUGCAACUACAGCAGCUACCUCGCGCAAUACGGCACCUUCCCACCCCCCUCGGGCCCAUUCCCCGUCCUCCCCGACCCCUACGCCGACACAGACCCCAACAGCAACUACACAUGCGACAUGUUCGACCUCGUCUACGCCGCCGCCCUCGAAGUCAACCCCUGCUUCAACAUCUACCACAUCACCGACACCUGCCCGCACCUGUACGGCCAACUCGGCAUCGUCAACCCGGGCGACUACUCCCCGCCCGGCGCCCAAGUCUACUUCAACCGCACCGACGUGCAAUCCGCCAUCAACGCCCCGCACGUCGACUGGUACCAGUGCACGCCCGUCAACGUCUUCGGGCUCGAGGACGACAACCAGACCUUGUCGGACACGUCGCCCGCGCCCGCCAUGAACGAGGUGUUGCAGAGGGUGAUUGAGUACACCAACAACACCAUCAUCGGCGCCGGCAGGCUCGACUUCCUCCUCGCCCCCAACGGCACCCUCUUCGCCCUGCAGAACACCACCUGGCACGGCAAGCAGGGCUUCCAGUCCUACCCCCAAUCUCAGGACUUUUACGUGCCCUACCACCCGGAGUACAACGGUGGGCGCCUCUCCGAGGCUGGGAUUGUCGGGCAGUGGGGCAGUGAGCGCGGGUUGACGUACUAUGAGGUGCAGCUGAGUGGCCACGAAUUGCCGGGGUAUGCGGCGGGGAGCGGGUAUCGGGUGUUGGAGCUCAUGUUGGGCAGGAUCAAGAGUUUGGGAGACGUGGAGAAUUUCUCGACACAGGUCGACGAGGGCGAGUUUGGGAAUAAUGGCACGGAGAAUGUUUUUUUGGGAAGGGGGUUGGGGUUAGAGGCGGAUUGGUGA
Cyphellophora europaea CBS 101466 is the source of this 1704-nucleotide messenger RNA. RefSeq lists its product as uncharacterized. Gene Ontology annotation, molecular function: serine-type carboxypeptidase activity. The record is from RefSeq and is a predicted model, not a curated record. The coding region runs from base 1 to 1704 and encodes 567 amino acids. Lineage: Eukaryota; Fungi; Ascomycota; Eurotiomycetes; Chaetothyriales; Cyphellophoraceae. The transcript has 3 exons. Gene Ontology annotation, biological process: proteolysis.